CGGAUCAGAUUGUGGUGAUAAACGUUGCCUCUCACAGUCUCCUGAGCCGACAGCAUGGAGAGGUGCAAGAUGUCUGUCCUCUCUUGGACAAACUGGGACCAUGUAGUGAUACAUGGGUGCACCAUGGUCCUGGCUGCCAUCAGUCAGGUGGUCGCUGACAUCUUCUUCAGUCUGGCGAGGGACGGCAACGUGCCCAACGCUCUGUUUGAGACCUCGUCCAGGAAUGUGUCUGAGACCUUCCCCCUGGAGGUGACCAUGGACAGGUGGUCCGACAUCUACUGGAUCAUGAUUGACUUCUGGUCGAUUGCGUGGCUCGUGUACUCUGUGGUCAGCCUGUUCAAAAGAAACGUCCUCGGUCCUCAGUCUUGCAAUCCUGAAAUCCACCCUCCAGAGUUUUACCUGUUGUGGACCAUCAUAAAUACUGUGAGAAUGUGCAGCAUGUGUCUGUGGGACAGCCACGAUUUCUUUGGAGUUGUUUUCCUCAGAUGGAUCAUCCCCGUCCUCAGCUUCUACAUGCUCUACAUGUCCUACUCCAACCUCGACACGCACAAGUCCUGGCUCGCCAUCAACAACCCCAGUGUGAUCCUGUGGACACGCUACCUGACCCAGAACGGGCUGGCAGUGUUUGCCUGGUGGUCUCUCGUGGAUGCUGUGGUGGGUCUGGGCAUAGUGUUCAAGUAUAACGUCCACUUGCCGGACCCUAUGGUCAGCACCGCCGUCCUCACCGUGAUCUCUGUGUGCACUAUAACCUGGUUCCUACUGGAGAGCUUCGUGUUGACCAAAUACUUGCGGCACACGUUCAGCGUUUACCCGCUCCUCAUCCUGAGCCUGGGUGCAAUGUUCACCAGGAGCUACCGGAUCCACGACCUCUCUGCCAACACGAUCUACUGCGGGUUUCUCAUGCUCCUGAUGACCAUCUUGAGUCUCAUCCAUUUGAUCUCCUCGUGUUUGUACGAGGACAAGUCGAGGAAACCUCCUGCGUCAGAGACCUGGGAGAAAUCUGAGGCCUGUGUGACGGUGUGCAAACCAGUGGGCCCCACCAUGAAGCACAAAGUCUGA
Messenger RNA from Pleuronectes platessa (European plaice), 1059 nucleotides. RefSeq lists its product as uncharacterized. The record is from RefSeq and is a predicted model, not a curated record. The transcript has 7 exons. The coding region runs from base 55 to 1059 and encodes 334 amino acids. NCBI's taxonomy places the organism in Eukaryota, Metazoa, Chordata, Actinopteri, Pleuronectiformes, Pleuronectidae.